Messenger RNA from Pocillopora damicornis (cauliflower coral), 3159 nucleotides. RefSeq names its product sodium- and chloride-dependent GABA transporter 2. The record is from RefSeq and is a predicted model, not a curated record. Lineage: Eukaryota; Metazoa; Cnidaria; Anthozoa; Scleractinia; Pocilloporidae. Gene Ontology annotation, cellular component: plasma membrane. Gene Ontology annotation, biological process: amino acid transport; sodium ion transmembrane transport; nitrogen compound transport.
CAGUUUCCAAAGACCAGUGAUCCGUAAUAUCGAGCACGCGGAUAUACCGCCCAGUCUGAGCAGUGUUAGAAGCAACGAGUUUAAGCGUUGAACGGCUUGCCAUGGCGAACAAAGGGGUCGAGUUAUACCCAGUUGGCUAUGAUAGCCGCGCAGGUUUGGCAGAUUCCGAGAUCAGGCAAAGUAAGGCAAGUUUGGGUAACAAUGGAGAGCCAGAAGUUGAAUACGUAGAAGAACGAGAGACUUGGGGGAGAAAGCUGGAUUUUUUGCUUUCGUGCAUCGGAUACGCCGUCGGUCUAGGAAACGUUUGGCGCUUUCCUUAUCUUUGUUACAACAACGGUGGAGCUUCCUUCCUGAUUCCUUACGUGAUUUUCUUGGUGUUUUGUGGAAUUCCCAUUUUCUACCUGGAGGUCGCCCUCGGUCAGUAUACCCAACAAGGCGUGGUCGGUGCCUGGGCAGCCUAUGUUCCCUUCUUGGGAGGUAUAGGCCUUGGCAUGGUUAUCAUCACCUUUUUGUGCAGCGUGUAUUACAAUGUCAUCUUGGCGUGGACAUUUUACUACCUGUUUGCAUCAUUCCAAAAGCAUCUACCGUGGGAAAAUUGUGGAAAUAAAUGGAACACUGGCUUGUGUCAGACAAACCGCUCAGCUUCCUGUGAUAAAGACGAUUGUGGGUGGGUCUCCCCAGAAGAAGAAUAUUUUAACGUAAAAGUCCUUCAACUAAGUGAAGGUAUCCAUGCUGCUGGUGAAGUGAGGUUUGAACUCGCCAUGUGUCUUCUCCUGGGAUGGAUCGUUGUUUACUUCUGUGUCUGGAAGGGAAUAAAGUCUGCUGGAAAGGUUGUUUAUUUCACAGCCACGUUUCCAUAUGUGGUUUUGUUUAUUCUGCUUAUUCGCGGAGCCACCUUGGAAGGUGCAGCCAAGGGGGUUGAAUUCUAUCUGAAACCCAACAUGACAAGACUGAGCGAUCCGCAGGUGUGGGUGUCGGCCGCUGGUCAGAUCUUCUUCUCAUUGAGUGUUGGAUUUGGCGGGCUCAUAACAUAUGGCAGCUACAACAAAUUUAAGAACAACUGUGAGAAAGACACGCUUAUUGUGUCCCUUAUCAACUGUGGUACAAGCCUUUUUGCUGGCUUUGUCAUAUUCACCAUGAUGGGUUACAUGGCACAUGUCCUUCAAACAACUGUUGGAAAAGUCGUCAAAGGAGGGCCUGGUUUGGCAUUCAUAGCCUACCCUGAAGGAAUCAAGCAGAUGCCUGCAUCACCUUUCUGGGCCUUUAUUUUCUUUUUUAUGUUGUUCAAUCUUGGACUGGACAGUCAGUUUGUCGGUGUAGAAACGGUCACAACAGUGCUGGCAGACUGGAGACCAGGCUUCCGUCGCUAUAAAUCCGUCAUUACACUGGGUUUCUGUAUCGUGUGCUACCUACUCGGACUUGCUCACGUGACUCAGGGUGGCAUGUACGUGUUUCAAAUGUUUGAUUAUCAGGCAGGAGGGAUAUCCCUUGUGUUGAUAGCUUUCAUGGAGGCCGUAGGCAUAGGAUGGUUCUACGGUAUCGAGCAAUUUUGCACUGAUAUCGAGAAUAUGAUCGGCCACCGUCCCAACAUGUACUUUCGUCUCUGCUGGAAAUUCAUCUCCCCUCUGAUCAUCUUCGUCAUCUUCGUCUGGUUCUGUGUGGACUGGACAGGCAUAUCUUACAACGGCAAGCAAUAUCCCGGAUGGGCCGAAUUCUUGGGCUGGAUGUUGUGUAUAUCGGCCGUUUUGUGUGUCCCUGGAUAUGCCUUCUAUCGGUGGUGGAUACUACCAGAGGGAACUGCUUACGAGCGUUUCCGCACAAUUCUCCAACCUGAUCAAGCAGUCAUGGAAAAGAUCGCACGAAGAAACAACAUCAAACGAAAUAAGUAUACUUACUAUCUGUAAUACAAGACGGAGCUUUAAACAUGGAACUUCAGUGUAAUCAUAUAAUCGAGUUACUAUUUUACCGCAUAAUUAAUCACUACCUCUUAAUACUGCUAGUUCAUGCCCUGUAUUUCUUUUAAUUAAAUAUAUGCCUUUUCUUCAGAUAGCCAAAAGUAUAUUUACAUCACAAUCGGCUUGAAAUUUUGGCUUAAAACUAACACCUAAGGUAAAACCUUUUGGUCUAACGUUAAGGACUUAAUUUCUCUUCUUAUUGGGAGGGUCUAAGGUAUGUACCAGUUAUUUUGUAUCUUUCUUUUAAAAAGCUACCGCAGAAAAUUUAAGUUGUGCGAAAUAGGAAUUAAAUAGUGUCUUCCCUGUAACUCUAAUCGAGCAGAGCUCAACCAGCCGAAAGGAAAUGGUGGUGGUAAUGACCAUAUGUGCAGUGGGGACAAUAAUUUCUUCCAAGAGGGUUAAUUAAGUUGAUAUUAUUUUAUUGGUCUUGACGCACGCACGCCUUAAUGUAUUUUUUUCGAAGCUUUUCUGUAGUUUUUAGGUGUCAGAAUUUUUGUUAUUCAGCUUUUCUCUAUAUCGCAAGAUUAUGUUCAGUAAGGCUUCAAAGAACCGUUGUAGUCAAGGGCUGAAAAAAUGAGAUAAGAUUAAGUUAUAGGAUUGCUUAAGCUGGAAUGUAAUCAUUUAAACUUUAGGAACGAUUUUCGUGGAUAAUGUGAUUUGGGUCUUGAGUGUUUUUCCCUAAUUCGACGUCACGUUUUGGUUCUUAUUCAUUAAUGAGAUACUUUGUAAAACGUGUUAAAGUUUCAGGAUUUUCGAUCGAUGCUUAUUAACUUCAUAAGAGGAGAACAUCCUGAGAGAGAAGUGUUUACUGAGAGAGACCAUUCCAUUGCUGGUUCUGGGAAUGUAGAGUGGCCACAGAAAAUCCCAGCGGUCAAAACUCUCCAUUUAGUGCAGAGAAUUCAACCCCUUGAAUUUAAGAGCGAAAAUUCCACUGUUAGGUCCUGGAUCGGGUUUGUUUCGCGCUUGAAAUUCCAAAUUGCCCGAACCUGAUAAUGAUGAAGUCAGCGGUAAUAUAUUUACCAAGUGGCCAUUUUGAUUUUCAAAACCCAAUUUCGUUGACCUCAGUAAAACACGGGCUCAUUUUAGGUUGUAGAAUAAUUAUCCGUUUAAUAACAUCCGCAAGAGUACAGAUUUGCACAGUAGGCUCAGUAUUACUCUCAGUUACAGCUAAUGUAAUUUAAAAGCAAAUAAAAAUGGGAUUAGA